This is a messenger RNA of Mizuhopecten yessoensis (Yesso scallop), 699 nucleotides long. Its product is annotated as complement C1q tumor necrosis factor-related protein 6-like. The transcript is spliced from 3 exons. The record is from RefSeq and is a predicted model, not a curated record. NCBI's taxonomy places the organism in Eukaryota, Metazoa, Mollusca, Bivalvia, Pectinida, Pectinidae. Gene Ontology annotation, molecular function: protein binding. Bases 1 to 699 code for a protein of 232 amino acids.
AUGAGAAUAUCUGUGGUUUCCAUAGCCGUCAUUUUGUUGGCAGUUAUACAUGUCAAUGGCGACUAUCCACCGUUUCCAACAUUUCGACCGUAUACACCUUCACCUCCUGUGGAGGAAGACGACGAAGAUGCCGCAUGCGCAUUAAAGGUGAAGUGUUCACACCGGAAAGGUUUGCCAGGAUUAGAUGGACAAAAUGGUCUUCCGGGUCUCGAUGGUUUACCGGGCUUCACAGGUGAAGAUGGGUUUAAGGGCGAAAAGGGGGAAAGAGGUCUGUCUGUAGAACGUGCAGGGUCAUCGGUGGUGUUUUUCUCCGCUCUCGACGAGAACAUGGGUCCCCUUAAUGGCGAGACGCUGCUUUAUAAGCACGUUCCAGUUAACAUCGGGUCGGCCUACGACCCCAACACCGGAAUGUUUACAGCGCCCUCUAGUGGUAUCUACCUCUUCAACAUUGUUGUGGCCGCACAACCUGAGAAAACGGCUGCCGUCCAGUUACGAAAGAUCGUGGACAAUACUGACAAACACGUGGUUGUUGUUUGGGCGGAGAGCCUUCCGAAUUGGGGCACGUCAUCAAAUUCUGUGUACCUUUCCCUCGACCAAGGACAGCAACUCUUCUUGAUUGCAAGACAAAAUCUGAAUUCGUAUUACAACGCUAGCAUGAGCACUACUUUUAGUGGACAUUUGGUUACGCCUGCUUUAUAA